AUGAUGGAGCAAGCAAAGCUUAUCCUGCAGAAAUGUGCUGGACUGCCCCUUGCAAUAUCGACUAUCGGUGGAUUCCUUGCCACUAAGCCAAAAACUGCUAAUGAAUGGAGGAAGAUGAGUGAUGGCAUUAGCAUUGAAUUGGAGAUGAAUCCUGAACUUAGGACAAUAAGGACAGUUCUUAUGAGGAGCUACUAUGGUUUGCCAUACCAUCUCAAGUCUGCUUUCUUAUACCUAUCCAUAUUUCAAGAAGAUCAGAGAAUUAGGUGGGGUCGCUUGAUGAGGCGGUGGAUUGCAGAGGGUUACUCAAGGGAUAUGCAGGGCAUAACUGCAGCUGGACUCUGUCGGAGGUACUUUGAUGAGCUCUUGGAUAGGAGUAUGAUCCUGCCAGGGGAAGGGACAGACCAAUACAGUCAGAAAAUCAGUUCUUGCCAACUUCAUGAUAUGAUCCGUGAAAUAUGCAUCUCAAAGGCUAGCGAGGAAAAUCUUUUUUUGACGCUGGAGGAAGGAUGUUGUUUGAGUGACACGCAGGGUGCAAUACGUCAUCUUGUCAUUGGCAGCAACUGGAAAAGGGAUAAAGAUGUGUUGGAGAGCAAGCUAGACUUGUCACACGUACGGUCAUUGACCGUGUUUGGAGAGUGGAGAUCGUUUUUCAUUUCCGACAAUAUGAGGUUUGUGCGAGUGCUCGACUUAGAAGACACACUGGGGUUUAGAAAUCAUCAUCUUGAUCAAAUCGGGCAGCUCCGUCACCUCAAGUACCUUUCUCUUCGAGGAUGUUGGAGCAUUUUAUGUCUGCCUAAUUCUUUCCGGAAUUUGAGGCACCUCGAAACACUGGAUGUUAGAGGUACACGCAUAUCUGAGUUGCCAACAAUAAUCACUGAGCUUCGGAAGCUACAACACCUUCAUGCAGAUGAUUAUGGGGAUCGUAUUGGUGUUAGGGGAGAGGAUGACAUAGUUCUCCUAAAGGGAUUGGUAAAUUGA
Messenger RNA from Triticum turgidum subsp. durum (durum wheat), 978 nucleotides. NCBI's taxonomy places the organism in Eukaryota, Viridiplantae, Streptophyta, Magnoliopsida, Poales, Poaceae. The record is from the annotation of a GenBank genome assembly.